Molecule: messenger RNA, 2115 nt
Organism: Thalassophryne amazonica
Lineage: Eukaryota; Metazoa; Chordata; Actinopteri; Batrachoidiformes; Batrachoididae
Product: frizzled-8-like
Exons: 1
Coding region: 314-2035 (573 amino acids)
Biological process (GO): non-canonical Wnt signaling pathway; canonical Wnt signaling pathway
Cellular component (GO): plasma membrane
Molecular function (GO): Wnt-protein binding; Wnt receptor activity
Source: RefSeq, a predicted model, not a curated record
UUCACAUUUUGAAAAACAAACACCUUUAGAGAGCCACUUGAUUGACAGAUUGGCCCCCCGCCCCGCUGGAGGCGGGUCCUCGCUGCUCCUAUAUAAAACCAGACGCACCCCGCAGCUCCUCAGUCACUGGCACGCAGAGCGUCCACGUGCACGUUAGCGUGAAGUACACUUUUCCUUCUUUUUUUUUUUUUUUCCUUUUUGUUGGCACUUCGCUCCGCAGACUUUACAAUGCGUCCUGUAGAUGCUGUGGAUUCUUAACCGACUUGCAGAGUCCGCGGGCACUUCGGAGGAGUGACGCGCACAGGAAGCCACCAUGCAGCGGAGCGUGCUCGUGCUGCUCAGCCUGGUACUGCACGGCUCCGCGUGCGCGGCCGCCAAGGAGCCCAAGUGUCAGGAGAUCUCGGUGCCGCUGUGCAGAGGGAUCGAAUACAACUUAACCUACAUGCCGAACCAGUUCCACCACGACACGCAGGACGAGGCGGGUUUGGAGGUGCACCAGUUCUGGCCGCUGGUGGAGAUCAACUGCUCCCCGGACCUGCGCUUCUUCCUGUGCAGCAUGUACACCCCGAUCUGCCUGGAGGACUACAAGAAGCCGCUGCCGCCGUGCAGGAGCGUGUGCGAGCGCGCCAGAGCCGGCUGCGCGCCGCUCAUGAGGCAGUACGGCUUCCCGUGGCCGGACCGCAUGAGGUGCGACCUGUUGCCGGAGCAGGGCAACCAGGACACGCUGUGCAUGGACUACAACCGCAGCCAGACCACCGCCUCCCCGGUGCCGGCCAAGCCCACCAACCAGCCGCUGAAGUCCCACAACUCGCGCAAAAAGAGCGCGUACGGCCGCGGGACGGCCGGGAAAGUCAAACCGGCGGCGGCGCAGUGCGAGAAGGGAUGUUUCUGCCGCGCGCCCAUGGUGCCGGUGAGCAGCGAGAGCCACCCGCUGCACAAUCGGGUGCGAACGGGUCAGAUCCUGAACUGCGCCGUGCCGUGCCACAGCCCGUACUUCUCGGCGGAGGAGCGGACUUUCACCGCCUUCUGGAUCGGACUCUGGUCCGUCUUGUGCUUCAUCUCCACCUUCGCCACCGUGGCCACCUUCCUCAUCGACAUGGAGCGCUUCAAGUAUCCCGAGCGGCCCAUCAUCUUCCUGUCCGCCUGCUACAUGUUCGUGUCCGUGGGCUACAUCGUCAGGCUGAUCGCCGGCCACGAGGAGGUGGCGUGCAGCGCGAACCACAUCCACUACGAGACCACGGGGCCCGCGCUCUGCACCAUCGUCUUCCUGCUCAUUUACUUCUUCGGCAUGGCCAGUUCCAUCUGGUGGGUCAUCCUGUCCCUCACCUGGUUCCUGGCCGCGGGGAUGAAGUGGGGGAACGAGGCCAUCGCCAGUUACGCGCAGUACUUCCACCUGGCGGCGUGGAUCAUCCCCAGCAUCAAGUCCAUCGCGGUUCUCGCUCUGGGUUCCGUGGACGGGGACUCGGUGGCAGGAAUUUGCUACGUGGGGAACCAGAACCUGGAUAACCUGAGGGGGUUCGUCCUGGCGCCCCUGGUGAUCUACCUCUUCAUCGGCACCAUGUUCCUGCUGGCCGGGUUCGUGUCGCUCUUCAGGAUCCGGAGCGUCAUUAAGCAGGGCGGCACAAAGACCGACAAACUGGAGAGGCUGAUGAUCCGGAUCGGGGUGUUCACAGUUCUCUACACGGUUCCGGCCACAGUCAUCGUGGCGUGUUACUUUUACGAGCAGCACAACCGACAGACGUGGGAAAUUACGCACAACUGCACGUGCGUAACGGAGCGGAGCCGGCAGAAGCCGGACUACGCCGUGUUCAUGCUCAAGUACUUCAUGUGUCUGUUGGUGGGUAUCACGUCCGGAGCGUGGAUCUGGUCCGGGAAAACCCUAGACUCCUGGAGGACUUUCUGCACGCGCUGCUGCUGGGGGAGCAAAGCUUCGGCGGGCUCCAUGUACAGUGACGUCAGCACCGGGCUGACGUGGAGGUCCGGCACGGCCAGCUCGGUCUCCUGCCCCAAACAGAUGCCCCUGUCCCGGGUCUGAACCGCGUGGACCGGAACAUUCCCACAAUGUGAAUUAUGGAUUUCUGCGCGCGCGCGCGCUGCCUUAUCUGGGGGGGGGGG